UUUCUACGUUACCAAGCAACGCUAAAGGAGUUGUUGAUUCAAGAUGGCGAAAACGCAGUGGUGUUCACAAUAAAAGGCAGUUUCUGUGUCCGUUUUUAAAAGAAUGUCGGGGAAGAUGAAGAUUUGUUAGAGUUAUAUUUGUUAUUUUAACGCGACAAAACGCUGUCGCCAAGAUGGAGGAUGAAGACACCGUACUGUCUUUGAUCAAGUACUACUGCUAUGAAAAGUACUUUAACCACGCCGUGGACGCUGCCUACUCUGCUCAAAGGAAGUAUAGCAACGACCCCGUCUACGUUUUUUUCCAUGCAUACGGAACUCUUAUGCUGGGUCAGAUUCAAGAAGCUAUAGCUGAGCUGGACACAAUUAGAGAUGACCGAAACCUGUCUCUCUGUGCGUUAAUGGGCAUUUCUUAUGCUGAGAAAAGAAAAGCAAACCCAGAUAAAGAUGUUAUUCAAGAACUUGAAGCAAAAGUCAAAGAGGAUCGUAAAAGUGCACCUCCCAAGAGUCUGUACCAUGCAGGGACCUUCCUUUGGCUAUUAGGGCGAAAUGAUAAAGCAAGAGAGUACACAGAGAGAAUGAUCAAACUUUCUAAUGGCUCUACAGAAGGCACAAUUCUGAAAGGCUGGAUUGAUGUUACUUCGGGGAAGGAUGCGUACGCUAGGAAGGCUGGGAAGUACUUUGAUGAGGCCCUUAAAGAGAAAACCGAUGUUUUUGCUCUAAUGGGAAAGGCACAUUACAAUGAAUAUCGCCAGAACUACUCCGUAGCCUUGGAAAUUGUUAACCAAGCUAUUGUAAGUUUCUCUGAGUUUCCACCGGCUCUCAUCAAGAAAAUGAAACUACUGCUGAGCCUGCAGGACUGGGACCAAACAAUAGAUGCAGCACACAGGCUUUUACAGAAAGAUAAAAAUAACCUGGAGGCUCAGCAGAUGCUCGCUCUCCACUCUUUAUGCAGAGAUGGUGACGUCGCUGAGGCAGGGAAGCAGAUCACAAAACUGAUCAGCAGCUUAGAGUUUCUGGAGCCACACAACACCUACCUUUUCUACAGAAUGUCUCUUGCCUUCACACGUGUUUGUGGACGCAGUGAGAAAGUGAUCGAGCAAACAUUCAAGAUGGUGGAACGGGCGUUUUCUAUGUCCUCGGGGGACCCAGACUUUGCCACAGAGUUGGGCUACCAGAUGGUGCUUCAGGGUAAAAUGAAGGAUGCUCUGAAGUGGUACAAGAUUGCUGUCACCAACAAGGAGAAGACUAAUGUGUCAGCUUUUAUCGGUAUAGCCCGUUGCCAAUUACACGAGGGACAGCUUGAAGAUGCAGAACAACAGUUGGAGUUUCUUGCAGAAAUUCAACAGUCUAUUGGAAAAUCGGGGGAAUUGUUGUACCUCCAGGCAGUGCUGGCAGGAAAAAAGCAGCGACCUCCAACAGAAGUGACCAACCUGCUGAACGACGCGGUGGAUACACACUUCUCCUCUCUGCAGGGUCUGCCUCUGGGAGUGGAGUAUCUAGAGAAGAUGAAUCCGGACUUCCUGUUGGAGAUUGUGAAGGAGUAUCUGGCUCUUUGUCCUGCUAAGCCUCCUCCUCCUGGCCAGCCUCCUGCUCCUCAGCUGCAGCACUGUGCCACACUGUUGGAUACUGUGGUUAAAAUUGUUCCAGGCCUCCUUCAGGCAGUCUUCCUGCUAGCCAAAGUUAGAUUUCAGUCUGGUGACAUAAAUGCCGCUCAGAGCAGUCUGACCCACUGCCUGGAACAGUGUCCUUCACACGCAGAGGCUCACCUGUUAAUGGCUCAGAUCCAUUUGCUGCAGGGUAAUGUGACGCUGUGCACUCAGUCGCUGGAAGUCUGCCUCAGCCACAAUUUUGAGAUUCAAGAUCACCCAUUGUACCACCUGAUUAAAGCUCAAGCUAAGAAGAAAACAGGCGAACUUGUGGAGGCCAUUCAGACGUUGCACAUGGCCAUGAAUCGCCCGGGUGUCCGUAGAGCAGGAUCCUCAUCCAAAUCCAAGCACAAGAAAACAGAACUGAGCUCAGCAGACUGUGUCUCUGUGUUCUUGGAGUUAGCCGAGGCCCUGUGGCUCAACGGCGAACAGCACGAAGCAGCAAAGGUGAUGCAGGAUGCCAUCAACGAGUUCUCUGGUACACCUGAGGAGCUACGUGUCACUAUUGCUAACGCAGACCUAGCCCUGCUGCGUGGGGACGCGGAGCUGGCGCUGAGUAUGCUCAGAAACAUUACCCCUGAACAGCCUUAUUAUGUCCAAGCCAAAGAGAAAAUGGCAGACAUCUAUCUGAAACACAGGAGAGAGAAAUGGCUGUAUGCCAGCUGUUACAGAGAAAUGGUGGAGAAGCUGCCCAGCCCUCACACAUAUCUCCUACUUGGUGAUGCCUACAUGAACAUUCAGGAGCCAGAGAAAGCCAUCGAGGUUUACGAGCAGGCCCUGAAGAAAAACCCCAAAGAUGGUACUUUAGCCAGCAAAAUGGGAAAAGCUCUGGUCAAGACGCACCACUACAACAAGGCAAUUAAUUAUUAUGAAGCAGCUCUGAAGACUGAGCAACAGAAAUUCCUGCGCUACGACCUGGCUGAGCUUCUGAUGAAGAUGAAGCAGUACGACCGCUGUGAGAGAGUCUUGCAUGAUGCUCUGGCUCACGAACCAGUAAACCAGCUGCCUUCGCUCUCAGAUGAUUGCCGUUAUCUGGUCCUGUUGGCAAAAAUCCAAAAUAAAGUUGAAAAAAACGAAGAAGCUUUGCUUUCACUACAAAAAGCCCGGGAUGUGCAAGCCAAGGUGCUGAAGCGUGUGCAUGUGGAGCAGCCCGAUGCUGUCCCCGCGCAGAAGCAACUUGCUGCUGAGAUCUGUGCCGAGAUCGCCAAGCACUACACAAGUCAGAGGGGCUAUGAGAGAGCGGUCAAAUUCUACAAAGAAGCUCUUGUGUAUUGUGAGACAGACCACAAGGUGAUGCUGGAGUUGGCGCGGCUGUAUCUUACUCUGGACAACAUUGAUAAAUGCCAGGAGCAAUGCUGGGAAAUUUUGAAGAAUGAUAAGUUUAAUGAAGAAGCAACCCUGAUGAUGGCAGACAUUAAUUUUCAGAAGCAAGAGUAUGUCAAAGCAUUAACUCAUUUUGAACAACUCCUGGGGCGCAAACCAGACAACUACCCAACUUUGGCACGUCUUAUAGACUUGUUAAGGAGGGCUGGGGAAUUAGAAAAAGUCCCCAAGUUUCUUGAAAUGGCUGAGAAGCAUUCUUCCAGGACUAGAUUGGAGCCUGGCUUUAACUACUGCAAAGGCCUUUAUCUUUGGUACACAGGAAACCCCAUCGAUGCUCUUCGACACUUUAACAAGGCUCGGAAAGACAACGACUGGGGUCAGAACGCUGUCUAUAACAUGAUUGAAAUCUACUUAAAUCCUGACAAUGACACCAUCGGUGGAGAAGUGUUUGAGAAUUUAGACGGUGAAAUCGGCAACUCCACAGAGAAGCAGGAGUCCGAGCAGCUUGCUGUGAGAACAGCCGAGAAGCUGCUCAAGGAGAUAAAGCCUCAGACGCCGGGCGGAUACAUACAGCUUCGCAUCCUAGAGAACUACUGCUUGCUUGCAACUAAACAGAAAAACAAUAUAGAGGCUGCCCUCAGUGUUUUCACAGAGAUCGCAAGCAAUGAUAAAGACCACGUACCCGCGCUGUUGGCCUUGGCAACAGCUCACAUGGUAAAAAAGCAAACUCCUCAAGCAAGGAACCAGCUGAAACGCAUAGCUAAGAUGAACUGGAACAUCGCAGAUGCCGACGAGUUCGAGAAGAGCUGGCUUCUCCUGGCAGAUAUUUACAUCCAGUCGGGGAAGUACGACAUGGCUGGGGAACUCUUAAAGAGAUGCCACAAUCACAACAAGUCGUGCUGCAAGGCUUAUGAAUAUCAGGGCUACAUAAUGGAAAAAGAGCAGGCGUUUAGCGAUGCCGCUGUCAGCUAUGAACUGGCUUGGAAAUAUGGAAAUCAGAAUAACCCAACCAUCGGAUACAAGCUGGCGUUUAACUACCUAAAAGCAAAGAGGCACGUUGACGCCAUAGAUGUGUGUCAUAAGGUUCUGGCUACAUAUCCAAAUUAUCCCAAAAUGCGAAAGGAGAUCCUGGACAAAGCUCGCUCUGCCUUGAGACCUUAACGUUGGACGUGGGUAUUUGUGUGUGAGAGCAAAGAUUUUAUUGUUUGAAUAUUUGUUCUGUCAAGUUGAAAAUGUACAGUCAUGCUUUGGGACAAAGCUCAAACACAUUACUGCGUAGGUUUUUUUUCUUGUCUUCUGAGCGUAUGAAGACUAGGCUGCUGGCAGUCCAAAGAGAAAAUCCAGACCUGAGACAUGCGGACAAAUCUGAGAGCCCAUAGACAUAAAACAGCUAAGUAAAUGUUUUUAGAGGAAAUUAAGGAGGGACAUGUGGGGAAAAUCUUAAGCUUUUUUUUUUUAUCAUUGUGUUUGUUUACCUUUUUACUUCCUACAUGAGGUAUUCGUGUGAUCUCUGUUAACUAUUCAUUUGUAUUUUAAUAAAUGUUCAAGUUAAA
Nothobranchius furzeri (turquoise killifish) is the source of this 4522-nucleotide messenger RNA. It is a transcript of the gene ttc21b, whose product is annotated as tetratricopeptide repeat domain 21B. Lineage: Eukaryota; Metazoa; Chordata; Actinopteri; Cyprinodontiformes; Nothobranchiidae. Gene Ontology annotation, cellular component: intraciliary transport particle A. Gene Ontology annotation, molecular function: protein binding. The record is from RefSeq and is a predicted model, not a curated record. Gene Ontology annotation, biological process: protein localization to cilium; intraciliary retrograde transport.